Symbiodinium pilosum is the source of this 1029-nucleotide messenger RNA. Lineage: Eukaryota; Dinophyceae; Suessiales; Symbiodiniaceae. The record is from the annotation of a GenBank genome assembly.
AUGGGACGCAACAAGGCCGCAAAGGCUGCUUCUAGGCGGGCCGAAAGCGCAGCUGGGGCUCCAAGAGUGCAGGACGAUGAGACGCUUGGCUCGCUCCUACAACCAGGCCUUAGGCCGCGGUACCACGACACGCCCAGGUUGUUGGCAAGUGGCAUCGUCAUGGGCUGGCUACCUGGGCAGGGCAAUGAGCCAGAGGAUCUUGAGAUUGACCAGCUGUGCAAGUCCAGACAGAGCAAGGAGAUCCGAAGAAAUGAUGAGUUUGCCGGCUCACCGCUUCACAAAGACAAGCGCCCUCUGUACAACUGGGUGGCCGAAAGCAUACAUCCGGGCAAGUACACAGUGAACCCGGACCACAUGAAGCCAUGCCCACCAUACAGUGACAACAGGUGUGACAUCUGCGGACACGGAGAAAAUCUGUACGUCUUCCGCUGCUGGCCGAAAAAGUGCAACCGCUCAGCCCAGGCCCAGGGCCAACUUUGCUUCGAGCGAGUGCUGGGCUACUUCAGCAAGACCUGCGGCGCUGCGCUGCUGGGCAGGCCGAGCGAGAAUAUGAAGAUCCAGGAGAAGGCCCAGGAGCUUCUCCUACUUGACCCUGACAAGAUGCAGGAGGAGAUCGAGUCUCUGGAAUGGACUGCCACCCAGAAUGCAUCUCUGCAGCAGGCGAUCCUUCGCUACAGCGGACAGUCUGCAGGCAUCCGCAACCCGGAGCUCAGCGCCGUAGAGGCGAUCUACGGGCAGCUACCCAAGCCAGAGGAUCCCUUUAGGGCCAUCCGCCGAUGUUUGGGGUUUGGCGUGCAGCACCGAGAUUUGGCUGCGUGUCUUCUGCCGAACGAUUGCUUACAAGAAAGGACUUCAAUCAAACAUGUCUCACCCUCCGUACCCAUCACAGGGCUAAGAGAUGCGGUGACAGGUUUUGGGAUGCUGCAGCUAAGGAUUCUAGAGUGUUGCUUGCAGAGACGAGGCAGGGCCUCGCUUGUUUUGCAUUGUGGCGUGGAACAACUCUCAGCCACGCGGCUCUCAUGCUUGUGA